UAAAGUGGACUCAAACUGCAUUGUUUCUGCAGUGUAGAUGCACCCUGGGAAACAGUGUGUGGCAAGACUAAUUUCCAUCAAAAUGUCCCCAUUUCCCCAGAAGCCGAGUCUCUUCUCCCUGCCUUCUUGUGCUCCUGCUUUGUUUCUCUUUCCGCAGGGACCACCGGGACCUCGAGGACCCCCAGGAAACGCUGGGGAAAAAGGUGGCAAGGGAUCCCCAGGUCUUAAAGGUGCCACAGGUCUCCCUGGGCCUCCAGGUGCCAGCAUCACUGGCCCGCCGGGUCCAGAAGGCCAAAGUGGCCCCCCGGGAGCUCCUGGCCCCAGUGGUUUAAUGGGUGAAAAGGGAGCCAGGGGCGAGAAG
Molecule: messenger RNA, 361 nt
Organism: Sceloporus undulatus (fence lizard)
Lineage: Eukaryota; Metazoa; Chordata; Lepidosauria; Squamata; Phrynosomatidae
Product: cuticle collagen 13-like
Exons: 4
Source: RefSeq, a predicted model, not a curated record